AUGACCUCACCAACAUGGAUGCGGCGAAAUGCCUCGCACCUCAUUCAUCAACGAGCGGCACAGAUCGAGGAGCAUCUUCGAGAGACAAAGCUGCGCCACCUGCAGGCACGAGAGGUUUUAGCGAAUAGUCUUGGUGCUUUGGCCAAUUUGGUGACAUUGAGGUGGGCUCGCCUGUCCGUGACCUCCUUCCACGGGCGCUUGGGCAAGUGCUGUUGCGAAGGAACAGGAUGUGAGUGGCAGUCCUUUGAUUUUGGUGGAGCCCAGAUGGACUAUGAAUGCAAGUUGGGCUUCAGCGACUACCUGGAUGUGUUGAAUUUCAACCCAGGUGCAGAAGGAGCAGCGCUGAGCAAAUCAACAGCUGUGGAUGAUAUUCUGGAUCAAUGUUCCAAGAAGGUAGGGCAAAGCUCCGGUUCAAGUGCAUCAACUGAUGAAACACAGGAUUUAGGAUUGCUCCGGAUUCUGCCCGCACAGGGAUGGCCUUAUCCUUCCAUGGAGUGGUCGCCCCCCAGUCAACCUUCGUUGCCAGCGGAAGCGCAGACAGCGCCCGUGGAAGCGCUUCUGAAGCUGGCGCCGUCUGAGCCGAUGGUCGUGGAAGUGUCAGAAGUGGUGAAGCCGCAGGGCCAUACCACCUCGACAGAGCCAGAGGGUGAGACUCCUGCAGUGGAUCUGGAUUUGGAAACAGUCACAGAUUCAGUGAAGGAUUCCCCCGAUGCUGGACUGACCCCGCAAACGGGUGUGGAGUUCCCUCACUCAGAGAACAGGGAGACUGUCAAGAGAGUGGAGGACCCAAUCAGGUCAGAAGAGGAACCAGCUGAAGCUCCAGCUUCGCCACAGGCGGGGGAAGAGGCGGAGUCAGACUCCUUGCAUGCCUUGAACCAAGCAGCUCAGCAGCUGGCAGAAGCAGAGCAGGCUGUAUCCAAACCGCUGGCACCGCCGGGUGAAGCACUGCCAGAAGCAGCUGCGCCAGCAGCGGGGCCGGAACAAGACAUUCCAUUCCCCAGGACUGAGGCAUUGACAAGAACCCCGCAAAUCGAGCAGGAGCCAGAGGCGCAAGAAAUCUCCCGGCUGCAGAAGAAGCAGAGCUUCAAAGCCAACGCCGGAGCUGCGGCCAACGCAGCCGAAAAUGCCCUGAAGAAUGAAGUGCAGAAGGCAGAUGGAGUUUUGCCCUAUCGCCAAGUCAAUCUGCCCGGGGAGGAUCUGCAGCGAUCCGUGCGGGAAAGGCCCAGGCCUUUCGUGAGCUCUCCAGCGCGUAGCUUUAGAUCGGCCAGAACAGCACACCAGGAGGAGGCUCAUGAGGCUUCAGCUGCUAUGCCAGCACAUGCCGCAGGCGGGCUUGCUGCUGCGGCCUCUGCUCUGGGGCUGGGCCGCAUCUUCAGCCACCGUAUGCGGCAGCCGGUGCAGCGAGCACAGUCGCCAUUUGCAGAGGUGGCAUUUGGCGCAGCCAUCUACUGGACAGUCCGAGCGGCGGCACAUGCGUGGGUCUCGGCUACCGACGGUUUCGCCCUUCGUGACGACUUGUUUCAGGACAUGGCAGUGGCCCACACCUACAAGAACUCCAUUCGGCCAUGGAUACAGUCUGGAAUCAUUGCCCUGAUCUCCAGUGUGUUUGUGGUUUUUGCACUGAAGGAGUUCAUCAGAUCCAUGAAGGAGUGGGAACAGCAGCAGGAAAUGAAGGAGAUGCAGCAGAUGGGAGAGGAUGCUCUCUUCCUCAUGUCCACUCCAGUGGAUGCCACACCCUUGGAGAAGAAGAAAGACCGGAUGAGGAAGCGCCUCACGCCUUUGCCAAUGAGAAUCCUCGGAGGUGUUCUGGACAAGAUGUGGCUCUUGCGAGUGGGUGCGUGCGUUGGGUACUUGCUGCCAUUCUUGAACGCUCUAGACUUUGGUGAGAUCUCCAUUUCUUUGUACCCGUAUGCGGUGGGAGUUCCUCCAACAGAGCCCUUAGUCAAUUUCAUGCAGCACACGCUGAAGAUGCGAUACUUGUACAACGCAUACCUGAAGUCUGGGUACUACUUCCUGAUUGUUUGGUUUAUCUUCAUCCAGACUGCCGUGAGAAACAAGGCUGCACCUUUCUAUGUGCGCUUCCACUCAUCGCAGGCCAUUCUGAUCUCCAUGUUGUUGGGUGUGCCUCAGCAGGUGGAGAUUGCUGGGAUGAAACGGUGGAGAUGCCAUCGUUCACAACCGCACUCUUGGUAA
Messenger RNA from Cladocopium goreaui, 2193 nucleotides. The record is from the annotation of a GenBank genome assembly. Lineage: Eukaryota; Dinophyceae; Suessiales; Symbiodiniaceae.